Molecule: messenger RNA, 1806 nt
Organism: Thlaspi arvense
Lineage: Eukaryota; Viridiplantae; Streptophyta; Magnoliopsida; Brassicales; Brassicaceae
Source: the annotation of a GenBank genome assembly
AUGCGACGAACUACCCUCCAAUAUCUCUCACAGUCUUACGAGUUCCCAAACAGUAACUGUCUACAGUUUCAAGGAAAUGGUGAUUCUCUGUCGUUUGAUCAGCCGGAGAAUGAAUCGCUAGACCUUCUUGAUCACACUUUAAUUCGAUGGUUGAGUCGGCGGUGGAGUUUCUGGUACCGUCGUCGUGGGAGAUUGAGGUUGCGGUGGCCGCUUCCGCAGGAGGCGGAGAUGACGAAGCCGAUAGGACAGUUGAGAGGAGACACUCAAACAAAUGCUGCAUAUAUAAUCAAGGUGGAACUGCUGGCUGCUAAGAACCUCAUUGGUGCUAACUUAAAUGGAACCUCAGAUCCUUAUGCAAUUGUAAAUUGUGGAUCAGAAAAGCGAUUCAGUUCUAUGGUCCCUGGCUCUAGGAAUCCAAUGUGGGGUGAAGAGUUCAAUUUUCCCACAGAUGAGCUUCCUGCUAAGAUCAAGGUAACAAUUCAUGAUUGGGAUAUCAUUUGGAAAAGUACGGUCCUUGGCUCAGUAACGAUUAACGUUGAACGGGAAGGCCAGACGGGUCCAGUGUGGCACUCAUUAGAUAGCCCAUCGGGGCAGAAGGCUAAUCCAGUUUUGUUUGUCAGGGCUAUAACUGGAUAUGCUGGAGCCUGUAGAAGAAGGGUCACGUUGGAUCAGCAAGGCCCAACAAUUGUACAUCAGAAGCCAGGGCCUCUGCAGACAAUAUUUGAUCUACUCCCUGAUGAGGUUGUUGAGCACAGCUAUUCAUGCGCCUUGGAGAGGUCAUUCUUGUAUCAUGGCCGAAUAUAUGUUUCUGCGUGGCACAUAUGUUUUCACUCCAAUGUUUUCUCCAAGCAAAUGAAGGUAGUUGUACCUCUGGGAGAUAUAGAUGAGAUUCGUAGAAGCCAACAUGCAUUGAUAAACCCAGCAAUAACAAUCAUACUACGGAUGGGCGCUGGUGGACAUGGUGUUCCUCCUCUUGGGACUCCUGAUGGUAGAGUGAGGUAUAAAUUUGCAUCGUUUUGGAACAGGAACCAUACACUAAAAGCAUUGCAGCGUGCAGUUAAUAAUUAUCAUGCGAUGUUAGAAGUUGAAAAGAAGGAGAGAGCAGAAUCUGCCUUACGUGCUCACAGUAGCUCUGUGAAAGGAGGUGGUAAAGUACAAGUUAAAGCUCCUGAAGAUACUGCAGCUGUACCUGUAAAGUUUCAGGCUUUCAUCAAGGAAGAAGUCCUUGUCGGCAUUUACAAUGAUGUUUUUGCCAGCACACCUGAGCAGUUCCUGAACGUCUUGUUGGCUGAUGAUUCCACGUAUACCAACGAGUACAGAUCUGCAAGGAAGGAUAAAAAUCUUAAUAUUGAGCCUUGGCAUACUGCUGAGGAAUAUGACGGUCAAGUUAGAGAGAUUAAGUUCAGAUCCAUUUGUAAUAGUCCCAUGUGUCCACCAGACACUGCUGUGACGGAAUGGCAGCACGUUGUUCUGUCACCAGAUAAGAAAAUGCUGGUUUUUGAAACUGUGCAACAGCCACAUGAUGUUCCUUUUGGUUCUUACUUUGAGGUCCAUUGUCGAUGGCGCUUGGAAGCUAAAGAGGAGACUUCAUCUGUUAUAGAUAUUAGAGUUGGUGUACAUUUCAAGAAAUGGUGCUUGAUGCAAUCCAAGAUUAAAGCAGGAGCAAUUGAUGAGUACAAGAAAGAAGUGGAAGUGAUGCUCGAAGUUGCAUUGUCGCAUCUCAAGUCUCACUUGUCCUCAAGCAGCCAUGGCGAUGUAAACAACAACUCUGCUUCGCUAUCUCCAAUAGCAGAGAACAUAGGCUAA